UUUAGCGCCGACGGCCAUGGAUCGCAAAGAUCAGUAUUGUGGCCCUACAUACUAUGGCCUAGGGAUGUGUGAGGUAGAUAUGAAUGUUGAAGAUCAGCAAGGUGUAGUAGUGGAAGCCGCAAGGGCAGGAGCAGCCGGAAGUGGCCACUUUGGUGAAGAUGUAGGCUUCUUCGACAACAAGAAGCACGAGGGUGGCAUGAUCCAAGAAGGUGAUGUAGGCCUCAUCCGCCAUGGCACUAGCCUGGAGCCCCGGCAACAGGCGCAGUCUGCGGAGAGGGAAGAAUUGGCUUCAGUGGUUCCACUGCCUCGGCGCAGGCGUCCUCGAAUCCAGUACAAGUUCUCACAAUGGCAGCUGCAGGAACUGGAGAGUGUUUUCCAAGUUACUCAAUAUCCUGAUGUGGUCAGCAGAAGGGAGCUGGCAAGACGUGUUUAUGUGGCUGAAACCAAAGUGCAGCGUGCAUGUGUGAGUGCAGUGAUGGAAACAGGCUGUGGACAUGAUGGCUUGGUUUAAGUAUAGGAGAGCCAAGCAUAGGAAAACUCUGAGGGAAACCUCCCUGAGAAAUGCACCUCAUCCUACCCAGGACGAUGAUGAUGCCAUGAUGGAGGGGCCCUAGACCGCCAUCUUUCUUCCGGAACCAGAUUGUUGAUGUGUUUAUCUGUUGUCACUGACAUAUGGGCUACUGUUGAUGCCCACAAUGCACUUAUUUCCUCAGCACUUAUAUUAGAAUA
Molecule: messenger RNA, 729 nt
Organism: Ictidomys tridecemlineatus (thirteen-lined ground squirrel)
Lineage: Eukaryota; Metazoa; Chordata; Mammalia; Rodentia; Sciuridae
Product: rhox homeobox family member 1
Biological process (GO): regulation of transcription by RNA polymerase II
Molecular function (GO): RNA polymerase II transcription regulatory region sequence-specific DNA binding; DNA-binding transcription factor activity, RNA polymerase II-specific
Source: RefSeq, a predicted model, not a curated record